Molecule: messenger RNA, 1271 nt
Organism: Boleophthalmus pectinirostris (great blue-spotted mudskipper)
Lineage: Eukaryota; Metazoa; Chordata; Actinopteri; Gobiiformes; Gobiidae
Product: DLA class II histocompatibility antigen, DR-1 beta chain-like
Biological process (GO): positive regulation of T cell activation; immune response; antigen processing and presentation of exogenous peptide antigen via MHC class II
Cellular component (GO): MHC class II protein complex; membrane
Molecular function (GO): MHC class II protein complex binding
Source: RefSeq, a predicted model, not a curated record
ACACCUGUCACACCUGUCUCUGUUUCAGAUGGAUUUCUACAUGUUUUUUUGGAGCGCUGUGUGUUCAACUCCACUGAUCCUGACGACAUUCAGUUCAUUGCCUCUUAUUUCUACAAUAAACUGGAGUACGUCAGGUUUGACAGUCGAGUCGGAAAGUUUGUGGGAUACACAGAGUACGGAGUGAAGAACGCAGAGAGAUGGAACAAAGAUACUGCAUAUCUCGAGGCAUGGAGACAAGAGAAGGACAGAUACUGUGUUCACAACAUCAACAAUCUGGACCAAGCCAUCCUCUCCAAAUCAGUGGAGCCGUACGCGGUGCUGAGCUCAGCGCCCUCUGCUGGCAGUGACAGGGUCCUGGUCUGCAGCGUCUACGGCUUUUACCCCGAACACAUCAGUGUGUCCUGGACCAACCACCAGCAGAGUCUGACGACCGGAGUGACCACGACUGACCUGCAGCCAGACGCAGACUGGUACUACCAACUGCACUCACAGCUCGAGUACUCCCCCAGGUCUGGAGACCAGAUUUCCUGUGUGAUUGAACACAAGAGUCUCAAAGAACCAAUGGUCCUGGACUGGGAGGGCGCUCUCUCAGACGGGGACAGGAAUAAAAUCGCCAUCGGAGCCUCUGGUCUGGUCCUGGGUCUGGUUCUGUCUUUGGCCGGGUUCAUCUUCUACAAACACAAGUCCAAAGGCUGGAUAAUCGUCCCACGGGGCUCCUAAAGACUCACGAAGGUUCCUGAAGGUUCCUGAAGGCUCCUGAAGGCUCCUGAAGGUUCCUGAAGGUUCCUGAAGGUUCCUGAAGGUUCCUGAAGGUUCCUGAAGGCUCCUGAAGGCUCCUGAAGGUUCCUGAAGGUUCCUGAAGGCUCCUGAAGGCUCCUGAAGGCUCCUGAAGGUUCCUGAAGGUUCCUGAAGGCUCCUCUCGUGUCCUGAUGUUUGUCUCUGGACUAAAUCUGCUGCUUUUCUUGGGGUUGCGGUUCAUAAAACACAAUCAGAGGUUUUAGAAUAAAAGUGAUUUGACGCAGGUGAAGAUGAGACGCUUGAGCUGUGAUCUGUGAGGAACAUCUGUGUUUGUGAGGAGCUUCAUGUCUCUGUCCAUUGUCCUUCAAAUAAAUCCUAAAGUAAAGCUGAGUGUGGUGAGGAGCUGGAGGAAAGUGGCGUCUGUGAGAAGAAGGAAAUGUAAAGGUGAUGAUUGUUGGUGUGUGAAGCUCCGUUUGACGGCGUCUUUCUGCUUCUGCUUUAAUAAAAUGAAUCAGUUUGUUUGAGAAGAUCAA